AUGUCAAGUUUUGACAACGCGAGUAAGCAACCUUCAAGGACGCAAGGGCGCUUUCCCAGGGCUUCCUCCGAUACGGUCGACCCAUACUACGGUCACGAAGAGACCGCGAAACUGUGUGCUAGAUUCGUCACGCAUUUGUUUGCGUGUCCGGAUCUGCCUCCAUUAUCCACCGCCGUGCCUCCCGCACCCUCCCCUCCCCUGGCGAACUUUAUCGCGUACGCCCUCCAUCGUACACGAUUACACUCGUCGGUCACCUUUGCCGCGCUCUAUCUGCUACAACGCCUAAAAGCCCGGUUCCCUGCCGCGCGGGGUUCCUCAGGCCAUCGUCUAUUUAUAUCGGCGUUCAUGAUCGCGUCGAAGGUGAUCUACGGCGACACUUACUCCAACAAGUCCUGGUCGAUCGUCGGCCAGGGUAUGUUCGCCCUAAGGGAAAUCAACCAAAUGGAGCGGGAAAUGUGCUCGUAUUUGGAGUGGCAGCUCAACAUCGAGCCCAACGCGCUGAAGGAGUUCGAGGCGAAGGUACGACGUGACUUCAAGGGCCUCGGGCCCUUCCCGACGUAUGUCCUUCCUUCCCCCGCUCCCUCACCCAUGCCCUCGACGACGCCAUACAACGCUCAAACGGGUCCUGCACCCACUCCAUCUUUCGCUGCACACUCGCAGCAGCCGCCAUCGACUUCGCCGCAGGAGCCGCUGCCCCCGCCUGUGCCUGUGCGUGCGGGUGCCCUAUCACUUUCCGCGUCGUCCUCGCCCGAUAUUCCCGAGUUGUCUAUGUCUACGUCUACGUCGCCCGCGUCAAGUGCGUCGCCGUCGACACCGCUCGGGUAUGAGGAGAACCUAGUACGGGUUGUAUCGAGCGGGACAAUCGGGACACCCAUCAACAUCGACUCGCAGUCGCCCACGGCUGCGUCGCACAUAGCCGGGAUAUCGAGUACUACGGCGACGUACGCCUCCCGCAACGUCCCUUCGGUCCCCCAGAAGGCCAAGCGUGGGGAGAUCUUCGCCCAUGCAGCCCCCUGUGUAUGGUAG
Molecule: messenger RNA, 1026 nt
Organism: Dichomitus squalens LYAD-421 SS1
Lineage: Eukaryota; Fungi; Basidiomycota; Agaricomycetes; Polyporales; Polyporaceae
Exons: 2
Coding region: 1-1026 (341 amino acids)
Biological process (GO): regulation of cyclin-dependent protein serine/threonine kinase activity
Cellular component (GO): cyclin-dependent protein kinase holoenzyme complex; nucleus
Molecular function (GO): cyclin-dependent protein serine/threonine kinase regulator activity; protein kinase binding
Source: RefSeq, a predicted model, not a curated record